GAGAUUUUGUUCUCGAUUGAGACCGAGGAACCUAAACAAGAAGGCCUUUGCACAGCUCUCGUCAACAAAUACUUGAAAACCAUGUAGUCGCUUAUUGGGAUUUUAAAUAGUUAUAUCAGACGACAUGUCUGUUUAUUUCAUCAUUAUAGGGUUACUCAUUACCCUUUCCGGACAUUUCUCAGAGGGAAAUACACAAACUGAAGAGAAAAACAAUUUCCUCCGGCAGGCUGUGAGUCAACUUGUACGUCGAAACUUUCCAGAAAUAUAUCCAGAGGAAGAAAAAUUGCCAGUGAAAAAAGAUGUAGAUAAUGUACUAGCUGAAGAUAAAGUUAUUGACAAAGAAGUUUUAGUUGACACAAAAGAUACAGCUUCAAAAACACCCGGACAAAAUGAUGGAAAAGAUACGGGUAGUCCUGUACCAGAAGUGUCAAAACCCACAGAUCCACCCACACCUAAAGCCGCAGCCCUUGUCCAAAACAAUGAGGAGGAGGAAAAGAGUCAUAUUAUUGGCAUGCCUAGGGGUGACUUCUUAUUUAUAGCAAUAACAACAGGAUGCAGUUUAGCUGCCUUUAUAGGACUGAUUAUUGCUGGAGUUUGCUGGUACAAACUCCACAAGAACGUGAAGGCAGCCAGUGAAGUGGAGUAUCCAGCGUAUGGGGUAACAGGACCGUCCAAGGAGCGGAUGCCACCUCCUCCUGGGGACCGCAAGUUGGCACAGAGUGCUCAGAUGUACCACUAUCAGCAUCAGAAACAACAGAUGAUCGCCAUGGAGAAAGCUAAUGGUGAGAUGAAACAUGAUGCAUCAGAAGAUGAAUCUGAGGAGGAAAAUGAGGAGGGCGAUUAUACUGUAUAUGAAUGUCCCGGUCUGGCACCGACAGGGGAGAUGGAAGUAAGAAAUCCUUUAUUCAGCGAGGAGACCCCCGGAGCUCCCGGCCCAGAACAUCCUAAGGAGCCCCAGUGAGGGUGCAUCAGUCUUCAGCUGAAGGCGCUGUAGUUAUCUCCCUUAGCUCUGGCUUAGUGGGUGUGAAACAUAUGUAGUUGUGGUGGGAUAUAAUUUUUGUUGUUCUUAGACAAGUGCUCUGUGAUUAAGAUAUUUAUUAAUUAGUAAUUAGUUUAUCCCUGUGAUUUUUGGUGAAAGCAUAUUGUAUCAAAUAAUAUGAAACUUAAUUUUGUCAUCAAAAAACGAAAAUCAACUGAACUAGAUUCUUUGAAUGGGUCAAUACACUGUACUGAAACAUGUUAAGACAGUUACAUAUAAGGAAAUAUCUGUAUCAAGAACAUCAGUAAGAUAUCACUGUAUUUAGAACAUCAGUAAGAUAUCACUGUAUCAAGAACAUCAGUAAGAUAUCACUGUAUUAAGAAUAUUAGAAAGAUAUCAUUGUAUUAAGAACAUCAGUAAGAUAUCACUGUAUUAAGACAUUAGUAAGAUAUCAUUGUAUUAAGAACAUCAGUAAGAUAUCACUGUCUUAAGAAUAUCGGUAAGAUAUCACUGUAUUAAGAACAUCAGUAAGAUAUCACUGUAUUAAGACAUCAGUAAGAUAUCAUUGUAUUAAGAACAUCAGUAAGAUAUCACUGUUCAGUCCUGUUUGGCAGUUACAUUUUCUUUAUUAAGAAUGUAUAACAGUAUUGACUUGUACCAUGAAACUACCUGAAAAUAUACAAAUUGUCAAAAUUGAUUUUAUAGUUCACAACUUCACACUAUACUUAAAUUACUCUUCAAAAUAGGAGAGUUCAGGUUUGACCCUUAUUAGGAAGUUCUCCUACCUUGAAGAAUAUAAAUGGUAUACAUUGUACAAUGUACAUUGAAUCGCACAAAUAAUGUUUUAAUCCCUCAUUUUGUUCAUGGCUUGUGAUCAUUCCACGGUGUAACUGAGAAAUUGUACUGUUCAAGUUACACUAGCCUUGGCUGUCUGUGGACAGGUCUUUUUUGUUUCAUUUGGUUGAAAAGCUGUAUAUCAAAGUCACAAAAUUACACUUAUAAAAUAAAAUGGCUGUAACAAAGUGAUUUAUGAAGUAUUGUAUAAGUUUUAGAUCUGAAAAUUGAUACAUGGUAGUCUUGAUUUAGUAUUUUCUGAAACCUUGAAGUCAAGUUUUUAACCUUUUCUGUUUUGUUGUGCUAUAUUUUUUUCCUCUGUGCAUUCCAAAGAUAUCACAAUACCGGUUCCUGUAUUUGAUCCUCCUAAAGUCUGUGUGAUGAGCUGGUGAUGAUAAUGAGGAUGAUUGGUGAUGAGGAGGAGGAAGGAUGAUUUAACACUAGUUGACUUGGCACUUUGUGUUGUAAAUCCACUAUUGACUAGAGCAUAUGUUAAACAGUAGAAUUAGUAACAUUUCUCAAUGAUUUGAAAUCCUUUAAACCAUUUAUUAAUCCUUGAUCUCACAAUUCUUUAUGUCUCUACUUGAUCUGAUAUUCUUCAAUAUUUUCCAUUCAUACAUAGAUUUAACAUAGAUUUUAUCAAAAUUCAUCUUUAUCUCAUUCCCUUUCGGUAUUUACACUGUGAAUUGCUUGCUUUGGUCACCUACGAACUUCUCCAAAUCUCCUUUGUUAUAACAAUCCCAUGCUGACAUGUAUAAAGUAAACCUGUUUAAAUCUACAAAGAAGGGUAUAGCCUAAUACUAUUUGUAUUAAAAGCAGUUUUGCGGAAUCAAUAUCUAUGCUCUUAAGGCUAAUGCAGACAUGUUCAGCGGAUAGGAAACGUUUUAUCAGCUCUUGUUUAUAUACAUAUCUCCUUUAUCUCUGUUAAGUUUUGUAUCGUGUCUUCUGUACUAAAUUGCGGUGUGGCCUUGGAUACAGCAUUAGCGUGGUCCCUACAUUUGUAUUGGACAUGCAUGCUGUUUGAUGAUAUGGGGGAACAAGUCGGUGUUUGACUGCUCUUGGAAAACUUAUUGUUUUUAUGUUAUGUUAUUAAUGGUUGUGAAUUUAUGAUUUGCUGAUGUUAAAAAGAAAAUGUAAACUGAAAAUAUUACUCCAUCCUGUUCUAAGCUUUGGCGUAGAUCCAUACAUAGAUACAAAAUGUAUACGAAACGCUUGAAAAAUGACACAAUUUUAGUCACUCAUGAUCUCCAAAACGAAAUGUAUGGAUGUUAUCUACAAAAUUACAGCUAAGAUGGAAGAUGUGCAUUUGGUAAUAUUGUAGUGUAUUAGGAAAACGCAGGCUCUCUUUAUAAAUCACCAUGUUCUAUAUGACAGUCAAUGGUAUAUAAUGAGUGCUCAUCGGUCUUGGUUAAGGUUCGUGAUUCAUUAACUUAAUUUACGACAUUCCUGUUGUUUUUAUUUAUGUUGUAUUAUGCUUUAAUUUUGAAAUUGAUGUAAGUGUUCGCCACUUAGAUUAAUUGAUCAGUAUUUAUUAAGUCUGAGAAGUAUUCUGACUCUUUGAUUCAGCGAUAUGGGUUUCUUAUCAAGACUGGGGAGGAAUUCCUGAAUAUUUUUUUCUUAUUUAGGCAGAAGAAUCUCAUCCAUAACGACAUGGGACAGCAUUAUAAAGAAAGAGGAAUUACAGUUUCUCAGUAUAUUUUUAAUCUAUGAUAGGCUAUGCUAAUUAUUUCAAAUUAGUUUUACAUGUAUUUGCAUAGAAAAAGGGUAAACUUCCAGGCAUGGCAUAAAUUACAGUGCUUCAUGUAAAAAUACAUUUAGUUGCUGAAAUCAAUUCCCUGUGAAAACUUGGUACAUUUAAAGUAAAAGGUUCUUUGUGAGUGAAAUGUGCAAUAACCCUCUAUGGUGUUCUCAGCAAAUCCCAAAGGUAAAUAAGAAAAAUAAUUUAACUUCAGAAACUUCUCAACAAAUAAUUGUCAUAUUGUAACAUCAUAGAAUGCUAUUAAUGCAUAUGAAUGAGAAUGGCGUUCAUUCUUUUAGAUUUUAAUAUUUUGUACACAAAAAGUGCUCACCCUGUUGGUCAUUUUAACUACACAAUUAAACAUUUUAGUUAUCAUAGAAACGCAACACUAAAAUCAACACCCAAACUUAAUCUCUUGAAUCAUUUGGAAAUUAUUUACAACUUUUCGUUGUAACUUAUAUGUUGUUUAGGUCUGGUGCGGUUAU
Pecten maximus is the source of this 4036-nucleotide messenger RNA. RefSeq names its product neural proliferation differentiation and control protein 1-like. The coding region runs from base 125 to 961 and encodes 278 amino acids. NCBI's taxonomy places the organism in Eukaryota, Metazoa, Mollusca, Bivalvia, Pectinida, Pectinidae. Gene Ontology annotation, cellular component: membrane. The record is from RefSeq and is a predicted model, not a curated record. The transcript has 7 exons.